GGCGGCGGCCAUGAUCAGCCCGCUGCUCGUGCGGCGGCUGGUCUUCCUCGGGCGCGCCCGCGGCUUCAGGGGCCUCGACGGCCAGCUCCUGAUCCGCGAGGGCGGCCUGCUAUGGCUGCUGGCCCAGCUGUCGCUCGGGCUGCCGGCUGUGGGCCACUGGCCCAAGCACAGGGUGCGCCGCCUGCUCGGGGGCUGCUGGGUCGCCGACGAGGGCGCGGAGCGAGUCUACUCGCUCCACGCCGUCGGCGAGGCGCUCGCCCACGCGCCGGCCCUCGUCGGCGGCGUCCCCUCGUGGGAGCAGGCGCUGUCCGAGCUGGAGCGCGGCGCCGGCGGCGCCGAGGCGGGCGCGGGCCCCGCGGGCGCGGCGGCCGCGGCCCCGACAGGCGCUGGCGCUGGCGCCGGCGGCUCCAGCGGCGGCGGCGCUGCGGCAGCAGAGGGCCUGGCGCUGGCGCUCAGGAUGAAUCGGUAUUUCUCCAUGCGCGGCGGCUUCACCAUGGCUGCCAAACGCAUGCUGGCCGACGCCCCUGCCAGCCGCCUGGGCUUUGCACUCGGCGUGGACGUCCAUCCGAGCACGGUCGCGCAGUGGGAGGUGAAGCUGAGGGCGUCGCGCGUCGCAUCCAUGAGGUAUUUCAUCAGGUCAGGAUAUAGCGGCAUCUUCGCAACGCUGUCUCGCAGACUCGCCGUUGCUGCCUCGCGCGGGUCCGGGUCUGGCGCCGAGGGGGAUGAGUUUGAGAUUGGUUGGGGCGCCGUCGUUCACUGUCUCCGCGGUGAUGCCACCAACGCCCAGGUGACCCGCUGCCCCGAGGUCGGCGCGAUCCCGCUGUGCAAGGUCGCUGGCGUUGAGCUGUUCAACUCUGUGGGCCGCCACGGCUCCUUCGCCGUCCCAGAGUUCAGCCCAGCCUGGAUGGUGACCGAGCUGAAGGAGAAAGAGGCUGCAGAGCCCACGGACCUCCUGAUGGCGUGCGUGGAGAAGACGGUCACGUGGACGUACAAGUACACAGAGAUCGCGGAUCUCAAGGCUCUCGACGUGCGCAUGACCGUCGUGCAGCUGGAGAUGUCCACAGAUGCGGUGGCCGCCUUCGACAAGGCGGCGGAGGGGACCCGCUUCCGCCUGACCAGGAGGCCCGCGCCCCAUGCGCUGACCGCCACCCCGAAGCCCGUGCCCAAGAAGGGCAAGGGCAAGGCCAAGGGCAAGGGCAAGGGCACCGGCACCGACGGCGACGCCAACGGCAGCGGGCCCGCGGCGGCGCCCCCGAAGCAUCUGAAGCACCUGAUGCGGUGA
Molecule: messenger RNA, 1282 nt
Organism: Prorocentrum cordatum
Lineage: Eukaryota; Dinophyceae; Prorocentrales; Prorocentraceae
Source: the annotation of a GenBank genome assembly